AUGCUAGACGACAGAAUAAGACUUCAGGGAAGCAAUUUCACAGAUGUCCAGACACUUGAACGUCUCAAGAAACUGUCCUCAGCAGCAUCCCGAGAUGAACAACCAGAGGCUGAAUCACAGGAGGAUACACAGGGAAACCCCAACACACAGCAAGUCUAUGACCUUGCUGCUUUUUAUGAAAACUUCUACCAAUUGAUUAUCACGAUGAGCAAAACUAUUUUAGACAUUCGUGAGAAGGAAAUGGAGUUAAAAAUAGAACCAGAUGAAGAAGCAAAGCAAACAAUCAAGAUCCUAACAGAUGCAAUGGUGUCGAUGAGUAAAAAGAUGCCUCCGCCUUCAGGUAAAACGCAACAAGAACAAGAACAGCAGCAAGACCUCCAGGAUGCACAGAUUUGUGAAUUGUGCGAGAUGGCAUGGAAGUCCGCUGAAAGCAGAUUUGCAACAAUCAUAGAACAGCUGCAACGACAAGUAGCUGACCAACAACAACAACAACAACAUCAACAAACUGAUGACAACACUGUACAAGCUCCAAUUAAUCCCACAAAUUUUCAAGACAUUGAAAUUGACAAAGCACAGGGACUGGAGCAAUUGAGCCAGACAAAUGAUGAGGCUUCUCUUGCAGUGGGGAAAUCUGUGCCUACUUCAAAAGAAGUGGUGGUUGAUGAACAACAAACUCAACCACAAGGGGCACAGGGACUGGAUCAAUUGAGCCAGACAAAUGAUGAGAAUUCUCUUCCAGUGGGGAAAUCCGUGCCUACUUGA
This is a messenger RNA of Oldenlandia corymbosa var. corymbosa, 762 nucleotides long. Lineage: Eukaryota; Viridiplantae; Streptophyta; Magnoliopsida; Gentianales; Rubiaceae. The record is from the annotation of a GenBank genome assembly.